Molecule: messenger RNA, 198 nt
Organism: Rhinocladiella mackenziei CBS 650.93
Lineage: Eukaryota; Fungi; Ascomycota; Eurotiomycetes; Chaetothyriales; Herpotrichiellaceae
Exons: 1
Coding region: 1-198 (65 amino acids)
Source: RefSeq, a predicted model, not a curated record
AUGGCGACGGCAAUGCAUAUCUACACCACGAGCAUUUCCGGCCCGGUUGAGCCAAACUUAACGCUUGCCAAAGCCGCUAUGCUGGUCCAUCCACCCGACCGUGUACCGUUCUCACACACUCUUUUAGCGAGAAUUUCAGAGUUCCCACACGAAACCACGCGCAUGGUUCUAGAACAAGUCUUCACUACCACUAAGUGA